UCAUUUUAGUUCUGCUUUGCUCGUUACAGUGUUUACACGUGCGUGUGGUGUGUGUUCUUUGUUUCUAUAGUAGAAUUAUUAUUAACUAGUGAUUAGCGAUGGCAUAAGUACCUCUAAUAACCAUUUUCUUUUUGACUUUUGUACAUUUGAUUAUAAUAAUCACGUAUACUCGUUUUUAACGUACUUUUUUUUUUCAAUCUGUAAAAGUUAGGUUAAUAUACUGCAACUUGAAUUUAAUUUAUUUAUAACUAUAAAAAAAAAUAAAUUAUCUUAUUUCGUUUCAUAAUUAAAAUAUUAAUUGUAUAUUCGGGAAGAAAGUAAAAGUCACAAAAAAAAAGAAAAGAAAAUAACGUGAAUGUUAGCUUAACGUUGAGUAGAAUAUUAAUAAAUAUUAUACAAAAUAAAUCAUGUUACGACCAACGAUUAUAACAAUAUUGUUUGUAUGUGGAUGGUCAACAAUAAUUUUGCCAGCCGAUUCGGCACGAAUUUUAGCAGUUGAGAUGACAGGAGGAAGAAGCCAUUGGAAUUUCAUGAGUUCGGUAUUGCGGUCUUUAAUAGAAAAAGAACACAAUUUGACUAUUUUUUCUCCAUUUACCGAUAUUGAUUUUUGUGGUGUGAACUGUUCUUUGAUAGAUACAUCUAAAGACUAUCCAACUAUAAGUUCAAUAAGCUUUGUAGAUGUCUUAAAAACAUUUAGUCCGACCACACAGCUUAUAUCUCAAGGCGUUAGUAUUACACGAAGUCGUUGUGACGCUAUGUUUAAUAACAAAGACAUGAAUAAGAUUUUAACGGUAAAAAAUAAUUCUGAUUACGAGAUUUUACUUAUUGAACCGAUUGCCAGCGAGUGUGCUUCACACAUAGCAGGCAUACUUCAAAUUCCUGUGGUGUACCUUAUCCCUUCGCCAAUGAUGACAUUCAUAGAACCAUUACUUUUUGGUCAUAUACCAAACCCUGCAGUUGUAUCCCAUAUAUUAAGUAACCAUGCAUUUCUCAAAACAUUUGGUCAGAGAUGUAUCAACGCAGCGCUAUUGGCAUACAGUUUGAUCGCAAGAGAAUACCACGAAUGGAUAAUUAAAAAAACUCAGCCACAGUCUUAUGAUUCGGUCGAAUCUAUCAAACCUUCGCUUGUUUUUGUCAACUCCCAUCAUAUUACUGAACAAUCGAGGCCAAUCCCACAAAAUUUGAUACCAAUUGCCGGUAUACAUCUCAGUCAACCAAAAACUAUAUCAAAAGAUAUACUGGAGUUUAUUGAGAACUCACCACAUGGAGUGAUUUAUUUUACAUUUGGCUCAGUCGUAGCAAUGUCUACAUUACCAGAUCAUAUUCAAAAUGCAUUCAAAGAAGCUUUAGCACAAGUACCUCAGAGGGUAUUAUGGAAAUACGAAGGAGAAAUGAAAGAUAAACCAAAAAAUGUAAUGACAAGUAAAUGGUUUCCUCAGCGUGACAUACUUUUGCAUCCCAAUGUAAAAUUGUUUAUUAGUCACGGAGGUAUAUCUGGUGUAUAUGAAGCUGUAGACGGAGGUGUUCCCGUUCUUGGAUUUCCCCUAUUCUACGAUCAACCUAGAAACAUAGACAACUUAGUUGAAGCAGGGAUGGGAAUUUCUAUGGACCUGUUAACAGUAGAAAAGGAUGAGCUAUUAAAAAAUAUCUUAGAUCUCACUAAUAAUGAAAAAUACGCGAAAAAUGCUAAAAUCAGCUCUGAAAGAUUUAAAGAUCGACCGAUGUCACCAGCAGAAUCAGUCGUUUACUGGACGGAAUAUGUAGUUCGUCAUAAAGGUGCACCACAUUUAAAAUCUCACGCGUUGAAUUUGACGUGGUAUCAAUACUUUUUAUUGGAUAUUGUUGUUGUUUUGUUAAUUUUUCUUUCUUUAGUCAUUUUUGUUACUUAUAAAGUUUUUAAAAUUAUUUAUUUCUACUUUUUAAAAUAUCUACAAAAUAUCAAACCAAAGUUAGAAUAAUGUGAGCACUAUCAUCUUAUUAAAUUAUUUAAAUAUAUUACAUAAUAAAAUAAAUUUUUCACAUUGAUAGCUGUUAA
This is a messenger RNA of Rhopalosiphum maidis (corn leaf aphid), 2035 nucleotides long. RefSeq names its product UDP-glucuronosyltransferase 2C1-like. The record is from RefSeq and is a predicted model, not a curated record. Lineage: Eukaryota; Metazoa; Arthropoda; Insecta; Hemiptera; Aphididae. Bases 408 to 1958 code for a protein of 516 amino acids. Gene Ontology annotation, molecular function: UDP-glycosyltransferase activity. The transcript is spliced from 5 exons.